This is a messenger RNA of Didymodactylos carnosus, 727 nucleotides long. Lineage: Eukaryota; Metazoa; Rotifera; Eurotatoria; Philodinida; Philodinidae. The record is from the annotation of a GenBank genome assembly.
AUGAAAUUAAAGAAUUAUAAAAGUUCAAUUAUGAGUAAAGAUCAACAAUUCCGUGCCGUAGAUAAUCCUUUAAAAGAAAAAGUUCCAUUGUCAGCAGCUGUUAAUGUUUGGUCUGCACUAUUAUCAACGGAGUCAGUUAAAAAUCAAUCAGCAGCAAUAAUUGAUAAAGAAAUCUCAGAAGAAGAAAAAAUGCAUUUGCCGUUAAAAAUUUUUGAUGGAAAAAAAGCAUCCAUCAGUGAUUUAAAUCAGGCAUCGAGCUCGUAUUUAUGGUUAAGAAGAAUCAAAGAAAUAUUUUUAGUAUUCGGAACAAUUGCUGAAAAUGAUCCACUGACCAUACAUGAUACAAAGAAUGCUAGAGAAGAGAUGAUGGAAACAACGAAUAUCUUUUUAGAAGCUGCUAGACCAAAACAAGGAACACAGGAUCAGGUAUGAGGUAUACUACCCACAUACAUGUUAGCCGUCGAUCUGGUAUUACAUGAAUCUUCUUUAUUGUCAGAUAAAAUCUACUAUCUUCGUAUAUAGUGAUGUUUCUGAACGUUGAGUAGUAAUUUUUGUUCUUCACAAUAAUUCUCUGGAUAUUGUAUGACAGGUAUGGCAUUGAUAAAGACAUUCUCAAUAUUUUGCUCACAUAUUAUUGAAUUUUCAUUGCUGAUACUCAAAUAGACAUGUGACAGCUCUGUUUCAAUAGUACAGGGUGAUCCAAAAAAAACUUAUCCCCUGUGUAUUU